Liolophura sinensis is the source of this 1983-nucleotide messenger RNA. Its product is annotated as solute carrier family 49 member 4-like. The record is from RefSeq and is a predicted model, not a curated record. Gene Ontology annotation, cellular component: membrane; intracellular membrane-bounded organelle. Gene Ontology annotation, molecular function: NAD binding; transmembrane transporter activity; oxidoreductase activity, acting on the CH-OH group of donors, NAD or NADP as acceptor. The transcript is spliced from 13 exons. The coding region runs from base 1 to 1983 and encodes 660 amino acids. Gene Ontology annotation, biological process: transmembrane transport. Lineage: Eukaryota; Metazoa; Mollusca; Polyplacophora; Chitonida; Chitonidae.
AUGGAGGAGCGAAAGCUUCGCUCAGUUGUCUUGACAGAUGUCUUGCAUGGAAAUGACAGAUAUUCCAGUCAAUACAACAGUGUUCACGGGAGCGUAUCAGAGGAGAGAAGUGCCCCGGCACCCUCACUGGAAGUCAAAGUGUACAAAAGAAGGUUUUACAUACUCUUCAUGUUUUCCAUGUCCGCCUUGGCUCAAGCCGCCGUAUGGAACACAUGGGGACCAGUGUCUCAGUCGGCCAAGCAAGUGUUUGGAUGGACUGACGGGGACAUUGCCUUGUUAGCGAAUUGGGGACCCAUUUCUUUCAUCAUUUCUCUCUACCCGUUUUCAUGGAUCAUGGAUGUAAAAGGAUUACGGUGGGCGCUUAUCAGCUGCAGCUUUGUGGUGGCAGCCGGGGCGGCGCUCAGGUGUAUAACAUUCCAGCAACCUUAUGCCACCUGGUUGAUUCACGGAGGCCAGUUUCUUAACGGCCUUGGAGGCCCUGUUGCCAUGGCAGCAUGUACGGUUGUAUCGUCGACAUGGUUUCCACCGAACCAGCGCACUAUAUCAACGAGUAUUGGCAACCUGCUCAAUGCUGUUGGUGUGGCAGUCUCUUUUAUAAUAGGUAUAUGGCCCAGAGGCUAUCUGAGUGCGGGUUUUUGCGUGGCUGUGUUCUUGGGAAUACUUUUGUACUUUCCGGCCAAGCCUCCAUUACCACCAAGUACGACGGCCUCGGUAAAGAGAGUGGACUUCAAGACGGGUACUUUGGCAUUGUUAUGUCACACCCAAUUUUGGGUAAUCUCGUCCAUCUACGGCGUGUGUUUGGGAACGAUUAACUGCUGGAUGUCUGUACUGGAUGUAGUCCUUAAUCCACUGGGCAUUUCUCAGGAAACAGCAGGCUGGAUGGGAUUCUACUCUAUUAUUGGUGGAACAAUAGCUGUGUUCGUAGUCGCCAUAGUUGCUGACAUAUUUUCUAAGCGGAUGAAGGUGAUUCUGGUGGCACUGUACUUAAUGGCGGGAGGGAAUUUUCUCUGGCUGGCACUUAUCUCGGGGCAAUACAUACCCUCCAACAGCGUGCACGUGUGGAUCUCCGUGAUCGCUGGCAACACUUUAAUCACCGCGGGAGUGCCUCUGAUAUACGAGCUGGCAUGUGAAAUAACAUUCCCUAUAUCAGAGAGCGUCACAACAAGUGCCCUCGCAAUGUACAAUAACGUGGCUGGUCUCAUAUUCCUACUGGUGAUGAUGAUUCCAAAUAUCAAUGUGAGCUGGACAAACUGGUGUGUGUUGGGGACGGUUUUGUUUUGUGUCCCGUUGUUAUUGCUGCUGAAGGACAAAUACAAACGACUAGAUAUGGAUUUAGAAAUGAAAGCCGAAGACAAAUCGUCCCCUGGUGACUUACUGGACAACCCUACAUUAGGGCUGGACAUCCAGGCAGCGUUUGGCUAUUACUGCGACCCGGUGACGUUGACCAUCGAAACUCGGCCACAGUUGUUUCCUAACCUUAAGACGGUCGUUUGUGUGUCCACGGGGUUUGACCACAUGGACAUGGAGAAGUAUAAACAGUUGGGGAUUCGUGUGUAUAACUGUGUGUCUUAUUCCGAGGCGACGGCCGAGCAUGCCUUCCUGUUAAUCCUAGCUACGGCCAGGGAUUCUUUCAAAAAUGUUAUUGCGGACAUUGUUAAACAGUUGUGCGGCAUAUGUGGAGAGAGUGGGAGAUUCAGUCCCAUGUCGCAACCAGACCUACUUAAUUUCGACCUUCCCACUCGUAGAGAUUCCAGGCUGGACGAAGAGGACGGUUUUGUGUAUGCCUCCUCAUUGGCUCUUCUGCUCCAGGAAAUUGAGUACAUUCUGGUCACAUGUCCUUUAACAGACGAAACGAGACUGAUGAUUGGCCAGGAGCAUUUCAAGAUGAUGAAAUCUACAGCAGCUAUAGUCAAUGUCGCAAGAGCUGAGAUAAUAGAUCAAGAUGCAUUGCUGGAUGCCUUGCAGAGGGAAAAGCUACGAUAA